AUGCCCGACGCCCAGAGCUCACCGGUGACUUCAUUGGGGGCCUCAGCGGAGACACGGAGUAGCUCCCUUCCAGCAGAGCUGGGCCUGGAACCCAGGUUCUGCUGUGACAGACCCAAGUCUCUGGGGGUGACGUCUCAGCUGGACUGCAGAGAGCGUGGCCAGGCCUGUGACCCACUGACGAUAUUCACCCGGCCCUCCUCCUCGGCUGUGCUGGGCUCUGCAGCGCUGCUGAAAUGCCGAUUCAAUAUCGGGGGGCCGAUCAAUCUAACCGCCCUGCAGGUUCACUGGUAUUUCUCAGAUCAGAGUGUGGCGCAGUACGACCGAGGGGAGGAAAUAUUCGCACCAGGGGUGAGCAUCUCCAAGCAGGAGUUACUGAUGGGGAACGCCUCCCUGGGGAUGGAGAACGUACAAAUGUCAGAUGAGGGGCAGUAUACAUGUGUGGUCGGCUACGGUGCGGAGCGGCAGGAGAGCGAGACGACCCUCCGUGUGUUGGCUGCUCCCAGACUCUCCAUCCCGCGGCGAGCGGCCAGGACAGACACAGCGACCUCCUUCCCCUGCCACGUGUGGGGAUUCUACCCCGGGGACGUCACCGUCACGUGGCUGAGAGACGGGCGGGUUCUGACCGACGCCACCCGCUCUGCCCCCCAGAGGAACCCGGACGGGACCUUUAACCUCACCCUGACCCACACCUUCACCCCCACCGCGAGCGACUCCGGCAGCAUCUUCUCCUGCCACGUCAGCCACGCGGCUCUGGCCCAGCCCCUGCGGGAGGAGUUCCCCCUGGAUGUCACAGCCGCUCCCAGGAUCUCCAUCCCCCAGCGAUCGGGAACGAAAUUCACAACAACCUCCUUCCCCUGCCACGUGUGGGGAUUCUACCCCCGGGACAUCGCCGUCACGUGGCUGAGAGAUGGGCGGGUUUGGCCUGAAUCCACAUAUUCUCCCCUUCAGAGGAACCCGGACGGGACCUUUAACCUCACCCUGACCUACACCUUCACCCCAACGUUUAGGGACAGAGGCAGCAUCUUAACCUGCCGCGUCAGCCACUCGGCUCUGGGAUCCCUCUGGAUGUCAAAUGUAAGCAUCUGUGCAGGGGGAAUGAUUCCCUUGGGGGACCUGUCACCCCGGUAUCAGUCACUGCUCAGGGGAGACUCUUCUAGUUCCUCCCCUCGUCACACCCCAGUCUCCAGCUCCCAUCAGAGGGGAGAGAUUCCUGGGGCUGUGGGACGGGAGAGUGAGCUGAAGAGGGGAUUGAACGCACACAAGCGCAGAGAAUGGUUGUGGGGAGGGGGAAAUGCUGGAGCUCUCAGGGCUGCAGGGUGGGGCACAAGAGGGUUAAUAUUGGGGGAGGUGAAUGGAGCCCUUAGGGCUGUGGGGACCCCAGGGCAGUAGAGAUAAGAUGGGUGGGGUUGGGUGGGGGAUAUUGUCUCCCGGGUAUCUCUGGUGCCCACUGUAGCGGGGUGGUUACCCCACUCCUGCCCUGAGGGGUUUGGAAUAGCCCUGCAGAAGGCUGUUGCAGGGAGAAGCAGCUACUGGGCUGAUUGGGGAAGUAGCCACAGCUGGGCCACGCCCCAAUCAGGCCCCAGCUGGCCUGUAUAAGAAGGCUGGGAGCCAGACACUUAAGAGUCUCUCUCUCUGUCUUCAGAGGGAGAAGGGCCUGGCUGCAGGGAGUUAGACAGGGCACCUGUAGUGGAGCAGGGCUGGGGAAAGGCUGAGGAGCUCCAGCCUGGAUAGCCCCAGGCUGCGGCCUAGUGGAAGGCCAAGGGGUACUGGGGGUUGCAGAGGGCAGCAGGUCCAAACCCUCCUUGCCAGUGAUGAGUGGCCUAUACUGCAGUCUGCCCCAGGGAGCGGGGGCUAGUUGAUGACUGGCAGUGGCCUUACACUGAGGUGAGGUGGGGUUAGUGGGUGGGGGUUCCCCUGGGAGGGGAGACCUGGUGUGUGUGGGUACUGCCCCCUGGGGU
Messenger RNA from Malaclemys terrapin pileata, 1958 nucleotides. RefSeq names its product signal-regulatory protein beta-1-like. Lineage: Eukaryota; Metazoa; Chordata; Testudines; Emydidae. Bases 1 to 1389 code for a protein of 462 amino acids. The record is from RefSeq and is a predicted model, not a curated record. The transcript has 5 exons.